Molecule: messenger RNA, 2040 nt
Organism: Rasamsonia emersonii CBS 393.64
Lineage: Eukaryota; Fungi; Ascomycota; Eurotiomycetes; Eurotiales; Trichocomaceae
Product: Glycosyl hydrolase
Exons: 2
Coding region: 1-2040 (679 amino acids)
Biological process (GO): carbohydrate metabolic process
Molecular function (GO): hydrolase activity, hydrolyzing O-glycosyl compounds; carbohydrate binding
Source: RefSeq, a predicted model, not a curated record
AUGCUCCUUUCAGACAACAACCGCCUCAUCUACUGCUACGAUGGCGAAACGCUCUGGAUCGAGCCCUGGGGUCCAAACGCCCUUCGCGUGCGGGCUACCAAGCAGGCCCAGAUGCCAGGCGAGAACUGGGCGCUGCAGAUCGACCCAACAGCGCCCGUGAAGCCAUCCAUCAGCGUGACCGAGCGCGAAGGAACGCUCACCAACGGCGCUAUCAAGGCCGUCAUCAGCGCGCGCGGCAAACUCAUGAUCUACAACGCCCUGUCGGGGAAACUGCUGCUGGAGGAGUACAUGCGCAACCGGAACGAUGUGUCGGACCCCAAGUGCAGCGCCCUCCAGGUCGAGGCGCGCGAGUUCCGCCCCAUCCCCGGCACCGACGACUACCAUCUCACCGUCCGCUUCGAGUCGCUCGACCGCCACGAGAAGAUCUUCGGCAUGGGCCAGUACCAGCAGCCGUACCUGGACCUGAAGGGGCUAGACCUGGAGCUGGCGCAGCGCAACUCGCAGGCCAGCGUGCCGUUCGCCAUCUCGUCGCGGGGGUACGGGUUCCUGUGGAACAACCCCGGUGUCGGCAGGGCGGUGUUCGGGAAGAAUGUCAUGUCGUUCGAGGCGUAUUCGACGAAAGUCAUGGACUACUGGGUUGUUGCAGGCGAUACUCCCAGCGCGCUCGUCGAGACGUAUGCCUCUGUCACCGGCACGGUGCCCAUGAUGCCCGAGUAUGGCCUGGGCUUCUGGCAGUGCAAGCUGCGGUAUCAGACGCAGGAGGAGCUGCUGGAAGUAGCGCGCGAGUACAAGCGCCGCAAUCUGCCGAUUGAUCUCAUUGUCAUUGACUUCUUCCACUGGCCGCUGCAGGGUGAGUGGAAGUUUGAUCCCACGUACUGGCCGGAUCCAGAUGCAAUGAUCCGUGAACUCCGCGACAUGAACAUCGAGCUGAUGGUCUCCAUCUGGCCGACCGUCGACAAACGCUCCGAAAACUACGACGAGAUGGUGGAGAAGGGCUACCUGAUCCGCAUGGACCGCGGCAUCCGCACGGCGAUGAACUUCCAGGGCGAGACAGUGCAUUUUGACGCCACGAACCCAGGCGCCCGAGACUAUGUCUGGAACAAGGCCAAGAAGAACUACUACGACAAGGGCGUGCGCGUGUUCUGGCUGGACGAGGCCGAGCCGGAGUACAAUGCGUACGACUUCGACAACUACCGCUACUACCUCGGGUCGAAUCUGAGCAUCGGCAACAUCUACCCGGUCGAGUAUGCGCGAGCCUUCUACGAGGGCAUGACGCAGGCUGGCCAGAAGAAUGUGGUCAAUCUGCUGCGCUGCGCCUGGGCGGGCUCUCAGCGGUACGGCGCGCUCGUCUGGAGCGGCGACAUCGCGUCGUCCUGGGAGUCGUUCCGCUGCCAGCUGGCGGCAGGGCUGAACAUGGGGCUGGCAGGGAUUCCGUGGUGGACGACAGACAUCGGCGGCUUCCACGGCGGCGAUCCACGGGACGAGGGUUUUCGCGAGCUUUUCGUGCGCUGGUUCCAAUGGGGCGCCUUCUGUCCGGUGAUGCGUCUGCACGGUGACCGCGAGCCGCGACAACCGCAGCAUGGGACGACGGGAGGCGCCGCCUGUCGGUCUGGAGCGCCGAACGAGGUGUGGUCGUAUGGCGAGAAAGUGUACGACAUCUGCGUGAAGUACCUGCGGAUCCGCGAGCAGCUGCGCGAUUACACCCGUGGACUGAUGAAGGACGCGCACGAGAAGGGCACUCCGGUCAUCCGACCGCUGUUUUACGAUUUCCCGGACGAUGAGCACGCCUGGUCUGUGGAAGAUCAGUACAUGUUCGGGGCGAAGUAUCUCUGCGCGCCGGUGCUCUAUCCAGGGCAGAAGAAGCGCAGCGUCUACCUGCCAGCUGGAAAGUGGACUUUCUUCCCCGAUGGAAGUAUUGCUGCUGCGGACAACAAACCGUCUGUAUCGUACGACGGGCCGCAGACUGUCGAGGUCGACUGUCCGAUUGAGAGCAUGCCGGUCUUUAUCCGGCAGGAAGAGCUAGUUGUGCGGAGCAGCUAG